AAUACAAGCUGGUGGUGGUGGGAGCCGGUGGCGUCGGCAAGAGCGCACUGACCAUCCAGCUCAUCCAGAACCACUUCGUGGAUGAGUACGACCCCACCAUUGAGGAUUCAUAUAGAAAGCAGGUUGUUAUUGAUGGAGAGACGUGCUUGUUAGACAUUCUGGACACUGCGGGACAGGAAGAGUAUAGUGCUAUGCGUGAUCAGUACAUGAGAACUGGGGAAGGAUUCCUCUGUGUUUUUGCCAUUAACAAUAGUAAAUCGUUUGCUGAUAUUAACCUUUACAGAGAACAGAUCAAGAGAGUGAAAGAUUCAGAUGAUGUGCCAAUGGUGCUAGUUGGGAAUAAGUGUGAUUUGCCUACAAGAACAGUAGACACAAAACAGGCUCAAGAACUAGCAAAAAGCUAUGGAAUCCCCUUCAUAGAGACAUCUGCUAAAACAAGACAGGGUGUGGAAGAUGCUUUUUACACACUGGUGAGAGAGAUCCGGCAGUACCGGAUGAAAAAGCUGAACAGUAGUGAAGAUGGGAAUCAAGGCUGUAUGGGAUUGUCUUGCAUUGUGAUGUGAUAAGAUGCCAAGAAUGUGUGGUUCAGAUGUAGCUGCUGGACAAGUCUCGAUGCUACUGUAUUGCGUCUCAUGCUGAUGCCCUGCAGUAUUUUGGUGCCAGUGACCACAACCUUGGUACCAGUUAAGUAGCACAAAGUCCUUUUCUGUGCUCCAUCUGAAGAGAACAUCUAUGGCGUCUACCUCCUUGCUCAGCUAACGGAGCAGUUGCAUCUCUUGACGUACUGGGAUUCUUUUCUCACUGUGUUAUCUGGGUUUGUUCAAGAAGAAAACCAGUCACAAGAAAAGUGAACUAUAGAGACUAAAUACUGUGAAAAAGAUGACACUUUACCUCUAGAGUAAAGGUUAGAAGUGAUAUUUGUCCCCUUUCUGUUGGAUUCUGAUUUACAGUGCUGUCAGAGGAGUGGCA
Messenger RNA from Phaethon lepturus (White-tailed tropicbird), 969 nucleotides. It is a transcript of the gene NRAS, whose product is annotated as neuroblastoma RAS viral (v-ras) oncogene homolog. The transcript has 5 exons. The record is from RefSeq and is a predicted model, not a curated record. Gene Ontology annotation, molecular function: GTP binding; GDP binding; GTPase activity. Gene Ontology annotation, cellular component: plasma membrane. Gene Ontology annotation, biological process: Ras protein signal transduction. Lineage: Eukaryota; Metazoa; Chordata; Aves; Phaethontiformes; Phaethontidae. The annotation marks the transcript as partial.